Messenger RNA from Gigantopelta aegis, 2588 nucleotides. RefSeq lists its product as uncharacterized. The transcript is spliced from 4 exons. The record is from RefSeq and is a predicted model, not a curated record. Lineage: Eukaryota; Metazoa; Mollusca; Gastropoda; Neomphalida; Peltospiridae. Bases 178 to 1671 code for a protein of 497 amino acids.
GUUGUACCUGAAUAUUGAAUUUGGCGAAAUCACAUAACUGGGCGUUAUUAUUGUGCAUAGUAAAAAUCUGACUAAUACUGUCGGUCGCGAUUUGUUCCUGGUUCGUUGUUUGGAAAUACGUUAGGGUUUGGUCGUAUUGGUUUUCAAACCUAGAUUUGGAGUAAAAAGAACAACAACAUGGAUUUGAAGAUUGCUAUUUUUUUCAUCUUAACGUGCGCCAACUUGUUAGCGUUCGGGGAGGACAAGACAUUUCACAACAAAGGCGUCUACGUCAAAGUCAUGGGAACGGCGGGAACCAUCGUGGCGUCGCGAUCGUUUAACAUAGACGCAGACGACAAGAAGGUCACGGUCACCUUUGUGGAACUUAGUGAAGUUAACACAACAAAUAAUGCUCCACUACCUAACAAGACAAUCGCCUUGUCAGAGAAAACGUACACCCUAAUGGGUCCAGUUGACGAAUCUGUUGGCAGUCUAAAAGCUGAUGUCGUUACAGCUACUGUCACGGGGAACCCGGCAAUCGAAAUUAAGACGUACAUUUUCAAGGAUGCAGGUGAAAUUGACUUUUCUGGAGAGAAAACCCAAAUAGCCGUUGGUGAUGUUAAAUUCAGCAUUAAGAUUAGUAGUUAUGUAUUCAGUACUGACCCUGCGACCACGGAACUCCAACUGAAGGUGAAGGUUAAAGGUACGAGCGCGACUCCAACCAAUAUGACAUCAAACCCGGGAACUGAUGGAAUUGCCUUUAAUCUGGGCGACGGUUCAAGCAUAAAGCUUUCGAAAAAGGUGAAAAAGGACAGCACCUUUGAAGCAAUGCGAGAAACAUUCCCGACACUUGACGAAGAUACCUUUAUAUUCCGUCUGCCAAAAUUCACCACUGACGUCGCAUACGACCCAGUCAUCACUAUCAACCCCAAUAUCAUAAGGAUGAUUAAAGCCGAGGGUGUGGAAGUCACGGUCAAGGCAAUGACGGGGACGAUCAUAGCCUCCAGGUCAGGGAACAAAGUGACCAUGACCUUUGGGGAAGUGCUAGAGAUGAAUGAAGAAACUGUAGUAAAUAAAUCUAACUUCACCGACGUCAUCUUUAUCGUGGAUGACGUCAAAGAUGUGAACAUCUCAUCCACAAGUAUCAUGGCAUCCAUGGUGACGGCUACAGGCACGGUGAUGGGUGGAACCUUGGAGGCAAAAAUCUUCCUUGUCAAGGGCGAGGGUGAGCUUACUGUUGGGACUGGCGACAGCGCCGAGAAGACAACCGUAAUGAAAGGGGACGUCAAGGUCGAGCUCCAGCUGUCUGGAUACAAUCUGACGGAGAACAAUGGAGUGGACGUUACCAUGGAAAUCAAAGGUCAGGACGCCACACCUAAAGUGCUCAGUGGGAACAACACGGCGUUUGAUCUCGGCAACAAGUCGACGCUGUUCUUGUCAAAAAUGAUUACUCUUGAUACGACAGCACAGAACAUGACUGCCUCUUACCCUAAGGUGAAGAACGGUGCCGUAUUCCAGUACCGUUUCCCGAAUUUCAACGGCAAAACUCUGACCUAUGACCCCAUUAUCCGGUUAGGCAAUAUGACGGAGACACCAGGUGGCGGCGGCGGCGGCACCGGAAGCGGGUCCAUUCCGAUAUUCAGCAGUGUUCUUAUCGUGUUGGCUGUUCCUCUGUCACAAUUCUUCAAAUGACAUUCUCACAUUUAAAAACAAAGACACUAAAAUACCCCAAAUAAUACGCAUAUGGUUACAAUAAUUCUUAUAAUAACUCUUUCUUUUUUUACAGAAUGAUGUUUUAAAUUGUUUUGCAAUAACAUAUAUUAGAGGGUUAAAAUGUUAAUAUAGCAAUGUAUCGGGUGCCAGAAGCGUUAUUGGAAAGUAGGAACCAAUUUUACAAAGUGUCGUAGGCCUAGUUUUGCAAGUAAAUGUAAAACGGCGACUAAACCAGUCUGUAUUGUCAACAAAUAUAGUCUGAAGUACACUAUAUCAUUUUUCUUUUGUCCUCACGGUGCUCUAUUGACCGGAAUGAUGAAACGUUAUGUGUAAAAUUUGAUGCCAAACACAUGCAAGCGUAAACUUCAGAUGUUUUGUGAAAUUGGCUCCAGACUCGAAAUAACCAGGGAAUCUGUGAAACCUAUGCUGCCCACUUAAAUACUAUAAAAUAAACUCCCGCCACCACCCUUCCAAUCCAAUAUACAAAAUAAUCAAAUAUAACAUUUUCCAGGGGGAAUAUGUUCCCGCAUUUUCUAAAGAGGUUAUUCUCCUUCCUCUAACAUUUGUUCCUACGAGCCUGGGAAAACCCCGUGCGUCAAAACUCCCUGUGGUCAAAACUCCAUCACUUAAACAAAUACUAAGUACUUGGUAAAAAAACUAAAACAUUUCUAAUAUUGGAGCCAUUUGUUUAAAAUAUUGACUCGCAGUUCUGGAUUAACGCAGUUGUCGGGAAGACUUUAGUUAAAUAGGAGGCAAAUGUGAUCAUUAAUACAAGAAAGCCAUGUGUUUGCAUAGUAUGAAGUUUGAAGGACUGAUUUAUGCUAUACAAGUGCUACACUAUGUAUAUCUGUGUGUUAUUAUUUAUAUGUGAUGGUGGAAUAAAAUAUAUAAUUAUA